This is a messenger RNA of Telopea speciosissima, 1174 nucleotides long. Its product is annotated as binding partner of ACD11 1-like. The record is from RefSeq and is a predicted model, not a curated record. Bases 41 to 844 code for a protein of 267 amino acids. The transcript is spliced from 8 exons. Gene Ontology annotation, molecular function: RNA binding. NCBI's taxonomy places the organism in Eukaryota, Viridiplantae, Streptophyta, Magnoliopsida, Proteales, Proteaceae.
CAGAAUCUGAAAUUUUCUUAGAGAGAACAGAGAGCGAACAAUGCAGACGAGAACAGUUCAAGUAGGGCAUGUAUCAGAUCUAGCAGGGGAAAGAGAAAUUCAGGAGUUCUUCUCUUUUUCUGGAGAUAUCGAACACAUUGAGAUCCAAAGAGGUGCUGGGCAAUCGAAGACUGCAUUCGUCACUUUCAAAGAAUCGAAAGCUCUGGAAAUCGCAUUACUAUUAUCUGGAGCAACCAUAGUCGACCAAAUUGUGAGCAUAACUCCUGUAGAAAACUAUGUGCCAAAAGUUGAGGAAGUAAGGAUUGCGGACAAUGCUGUGACUAUUUCUUCUGCUGGAGAUGUUGGACUGAAUGCUGAGACCAAAAGUAGCUCUCCCGAUAGUGGACGGAUAUAUGUUAGUAAAGCUCAUGAUGUUGUCACUAAUAUGUUGGCUAAGGGUUCAGCCAUUGGGCAAGAUGCCAUGAAUAAGGCUAAAGCAUUUGAUGAGAAGCAUCGGUUGACAGCUAAUGCAUCUGCUAAAGUCAUCUCGUUUGAUAGGAGGGUUGGGCUUAAGGAGAAAUUAACUGUUGGCAUGUCUAUGGUUAAUGAGAAAGUGAAAUCUGUUGAUCAAAAGCUGCAUGCAUCGGAUAAAACAAUGGCUGCAUUAAUGGCGGCUGAGAAAAAGUUGAAUGAAACAGGAUCUUUUGUAAAGCAAAGCAGAUAUGUAACUGCUGGAACAUCUUGGUUAAAUGGUGCUUUCAACAAGAUGGCAGAGGUUGGGCAGGUAGCAGGUACAAAAACUAGAGAAAAGUUCCAGUUAGCUGUGUCAAACUUGACUGCAAAGGAUCCUCCCAUUGCUGUCUAAUCCAACAGUUUCGUUAGGGCUAAAGUUCUUGGCUGUUUCAUAAGGAAUCCAAUCUGCCACCCUGUGUUCCUUAUCUACAAAACCAAUAGAUUUGGAAAUGUCAAGGUGCAUUGGGAAAGAAGAAAAAUUGUGAUAUUCCCCAUUUAUGCGUGUUGGUUUUGUAGUUUAUACACCUUCUGGGUUUAGAUUAGUAAUUCAUUUUAUUGUUUCUUGCCCUCUUAUAUGGAUGUUGUUUAGUGUGUAAAUUAAUGGGUUCUCUAUUGUUUUCAUUUUUAUUGUUUGGAUUAUCCAAAAAAAAAAAAAUUGUAAUGAAAAGCAUUGUGUUAUACC